Messenger RNA from Opisthocomus hoazin, 1584 nucleotides. The record is from RefSeq and is a predicted model, not a curated record. Lineage: Eukaryota; Metazoa; Chordata; Aves; Opisthocomiformes; Opisthocomidae.
CAAGCGGCUGGAGGUGUUGUCAGGAGAUCUUCUGCCUAAGCCCACCAAGGGCCGGAUGCGGAUCCACUGCCUGGAGAACGUGGACAAGGCGUUGCAGUUCCUGAAGGAGCAGCGGGUGCACCUGGAGAACAUGGGCUCCCACGACAUCGUGGAUGGCAACCACCGCCUUGUCCUCGGCCUCAUCUGGACCAUCAUCCUCCGCUUCCAGAUCCAGGACAUCAUCGUGCAGACGCAGGAGGGCCGGGAGACGCGCUCCGCCAGGGAUGCACUGCUGCUUUGGUGCCAGAUGAAGACAGCGGGGUACCCCCACGUGAAUGUCACCAACUUCACCUCGAGCUGGAAGGACGGGCUGGCCUUCAACGCCCUCAUCCACAGACACAGGCCCGAGCUGGUUGACUUCCAAAACCUGACCAAAUCCAACGCCCGGCACAACCUGGAGCAUGCGUUCAGCGUGGCGGAGCGACACCUUGGCAUCACCCCGCUCCUCGACCCCGAAGAUGUGUUCACGGAGAACCCCGAUGAGAAGUCCAUCAUCACCUACGUGGUGGCCUUCUACCACUACUUCUCCAAGAUGAAGGUGCUGGAGGUGGAGGGCAGGCGUCUGGGCAAGGUCAUCGAGCACGCCAAGGAGACGGAACGGAUGAUCGAGGGCUACGGGGGGCUGGCCUCCGACCUGCUCACCUGGAUCGAGCAGACCAUCGCCUCCCUCAACAGCCGCAGCUUUGCCAACUCGCUGGCCGGGGUGCAGCACCAGCUGCAAGCCUUCAGCACCUACCGCACUGUGGAGAAGCCCCCCAAGUUUCAGGAGAAGGGCAACCUGGAGGUGCUGCUCUUCACCAUCCAGUCGCCUGUCUACCCCCCGCACGAGGGGCGGCUGGUCUCCGACAUCAACCGGGCCUGGGAGCAGCUGGAGAAAGCAGAGCAGGAGCAGGAGCUGGCGCUGCGCACCGAGCUCAUCCGGCAGGAGAAGCUGGAGCAGCUGGCACGGCGCUUCGACCGCAAGGCGGCCAUGAGGGAGGCCUGGCUGAGCGAGAACCAGCGCCCGGUGGCCCAGGACAACUUUGGCCAGGACCUGCCGGCGGUGGAGGCGGCCAAGAAGAAGCACGAGGCCAUCGAGACGGAUACGGCCGCCUACAAAGAGCGGGUGCAGGCCAUCGAGGCGGUGGCGAAGGAGCUGGAGCUGGAGGGCUACCACGACAUCCAACGCAUCAACGGGCGCAAGGACAACAUCCUGCGGCUCUGGGAGCAUCUCCUGGAGCUGCUGGCCGCCCGGCGCCAGCGCCUGGAGAUGAACCUCGUCCUGCAGCACCUCUUCCAGGAGAUGCUCCAUAGCAUUGACUGGAUGGACGAGGUUAAGGCCGGUGAGGCCCAGCAGUACUACCUGGACGCCGGCGAGGCUGAGGCUUGGGUCAGCGAGCAGGAGCUCUUCAUGGGAGCCGAGGAGAAGCCGAAGGACGAGGAAAGUGGCUUGGUGAUGCUGAAGAGACACGUCCGGCAGCAGCGGUCCAUCGAGGACUAUGGCCAAACCAUCAAGGAGCUGGCGGGGAGGGCUCAGCAGCUGCUCUCUGCCGGCCACCCUGAGGG